Molecule: messenger RNA, 462 nt
Organism: Colletotrichum tamarilloi
Lineage: Eukaryota; Fungi; Ascomycota; Sordariomycetes; Glomerellales; Glomerellaceae
Exons: 1
Coding region: 1-462 (153 amino acids)
Source: RefSeq, a predicted model, not a curated record
AUGCGACUAAAGCAGGCAGUGCCGGCAGCGUUGGGUCUCCGGGUAUUAGUCCAGGUAUCGGUAGGUAAGGUAGCCAAAGGAUUUCUGCAAGGUCAAGUCGGGUGUUGGACGAGGCAAAAAGAAGUCGAGGUGGCUGGAAGUGGAUAUACCGAGUGGGAGUCGCGCGUCGGUGGUGGCUCUAUUAUCGUGCCCUUGCUCGAUUGCCGUUGUAUUUUUGCUGGGACCGACUGGGGCGUUGUUUAUGCUGAUUGCUGCCCUUGCAAAACGAGAGAAGGACCAGAAAAUGUGUUUGGACACAAAGGUAAAUGGUUAGAAACGAGUGUGCAAGGCGGGUCGAGACGGGUCGCGCGCGCAGUGUUGCUGUGGAAAGGGGGGGAGCAGAGAAGGAGAAGGAGGAGCUUCAGCGUUGACUCCUUUCGCACGGGCGUGUCGUGUGUAGAUGUCUUGUGCCGGGGGGGUUGA